Molecule: messenger RNA, 2562 nt
Organism: Melanotaenia boesemani (Boeseman's rainbowfish)
Lineage: Eukaryota; Metazoa; Chordata; Actinopteri; Atheriniformes; Melanotaeniidae
Product: RNA-binding protein 4B-like
Exons: 4
Coding region: 162-1205 (347 amino acids)
Cellular component (GO): cytosol
Molecular function (GO): mRNA binding
Source: RefSeq, a predicted model, not a curated record
CCUCCUUAACAGCGGGUGGCGCUGUUGUUGGCUCAGCCAUGACAAGAGCGCGAGGAAAAGCUCGGCGUAGCGCUGCUCUUCAUCUGCGUGGAUAGACUAGACGGAAGUCGCCAAAAGGACCAUUUUUUCGUAGAGACCAACUAAUACGGAGAUCCGAAACCAUGGUGAAGAUUUUUAUAGGAAAUCUUCCCCGAGAGGCCAACGAGGACGAAAUCAAGGAGCUCUUCACAGAGUAUGGUACAGUCACAGAAUGUGCCAUCAUCAAAAACUUUGCGUUCGUCCACAUGGAUGACCGCAAGGCCGCCACCAAAGCCAUCAAGAAUCUGCACCUGCACAAGCUUCACGGCACCCCGAUCAACGUGGAGGCCAGCCACGGGAAGAACCAGGGCUCGGUUAAGCUGCACGUAGCUAACGUGGAGAAGGGAUGUGACGACGAGCUCCGCGCUCUCUUUGAAGAGUACGGUACAGUCACGGAGUGUGCUGUGGUGAAGAACUUUGCUUUUGUUCACAUGCCCAACUAUGACGAGGCCAUGGAUGCCAUCAAAGGUCUGGAUAACACAGAGUUUCAAGAUAAACGCAUCCAUGUCCAGAUUUCCAAGAGUCGUCCCAAGUAUGAUGAACAUGAGGACUAUCCUCCUCCUCCUCCUCCCCUAGACAGGGGGGGCUACUGGCCUCCAAGCUAUCCAGGAGAGCGUCACGAGCCACCCCCACCCAGCUACAUGAGGGGCCGCAUUAUGCCCCCAGGUUACCCUGCCCCUCCUCUGCCACCGCCUCCUCCCAGACGAGCUGUUUAUCCCGAUCGUCCCUACGAGACUGACAGGGAGAGAUACAGCGUAGUAGAUUACUAUGAGAAGUACCGAGCCCGUCCGUAUGGCAUAUCCCCCUACGAGGAUCAGCGUGCUGGUAUCCCACCUCCUCCCCCUCCACCCUCAGCCGUCGUCCGAGGCCAUCUCAUGAGCUCGUCGCUUGACCCUUAUGAGCGUCGACCCCUUCCACCUCCUCCUCCAUCAUCGUACUAUUCCCGAGAUCGCAGUCCCAUCAGCAGGGCGCCUAGCGCAGCGAUGCCCCCCGCCAGUAAUGGCUACUCCUACGAGCGCUCUCGACUCUCCCCAGUUUCCCGGGUCCCUGCAUAUGGAAUUCCACGUGCAAGGGACCCCUACGCAGACCGGCUACCUCCACCACCGCCCUCACGCUACGCUUAUUAAGCGAGACCUCGUCAUUUGAAGGAUCGUCGUCCGACUGCGUUGCCGCACGCCGCCUCCUGAUGCACGUCAUUCUUAUCCUCUUCCUGUCUGCGGCUGAACGCGUUAUGUUUCCCUGCGACGCUCACAUCAAGAAACGAAUUGCUGACGUCGCCAAUUGUUUCUGUUUCUAAUGGUUGGGACAGUUUUUACGUUUUUUUUCUCCUGCUUAUUUUAAUAAUUGUGUUAUAGUUUUUUUUUUUGUUUUUUUUUUAUGGAAUCCAUUAGGCGGUGUUUUCUCAUUUUGUUAUUUUUUUUCUCAGCUUUAUUGCUUCGUCAGAGUAAUUCUGAUGUGUGUAAUUAGAUAAAACUCAAGUCAAAGCAAAAGGAAUUACCUUAGUUUUAACUGACUUGUUAGAGAUGAGAUCUAACCUGCACGCUGGUUUCUUUACGAUGAGGUGUCGCAUCAAAAGCCGAACCUCUGUGGCGUUCCUGUGAAAAUACAAAAUGUAAGACCUAAUCAAAUGUACCUUAACUAGGCAGUUAAUUAACAUUUUCCAACCUUCAGAGGACAGUAAAAUUUUACAAAUGCGAUCAAAAUGCUUUGCACUAAAACAUCCAUGUAAGGUUUCUGUCAUCGUCUCUUAGUUUCUGGGAAAAUAAGUAACGAACUUGUCUAAGUCGUCACGUUGAUUAAAGAUGCUCUCCUCUCUGGUCUUGUGUGAAAUCCAGCAGCAUUUAUCAGCCUUGUAGCGCUUAACUUCUCCCCCUCUCUGCUAAAAGUUUUUAUUCUUUCGAUUCCGAACUUACUGAAGACAAAUGUGAAGGAAACAAAAGGGAACUUUAGUACCUGAGACUUGUUUAUGACUUGUGAUGUGGUGGAAGGACAUAAAGAGCUGCUGGAGUCCCCCACAGUGAACAGGUAAGUCAAAUAAUCAAGUAGAGACCAAUUUAGAAGAUGUGUGACUAACAAGUUCUUUUGUAGCUUACGGAGAAUACAUUUGGUUGGAUCAUCUGCAGGUCCAGAGUCUUUGCUAGUUAACAGAGCUAACUAGUCUAAUAGAAAUGCUUUUUUAAGGUAUUGCUAGUAAAUGUAAUACUACUAGUAGUCUUUAAACAUAAAACCUGGUUGGAUGUUUUAACUUUGUGUGGCUUUAAUGGACCUGUAGGAAUCCUCUCAUAAAUCCACUCUGGAAAUAGUUACUGAGCAUUUGAAGGCUUUCAGCAGCACAUCGACAUGACUUGAUAAGUGAUACCCAAACUUCCGACCCAUGUUCGAAAUGUAAAACAUCUUGCAUGAUAUGUUUACUUUUGUUUUCUCUGUAAAAAUCAAAUAUGAAGCAAUACGACCUCUGUCUACUAAUAAACGCUUGGUACCAUU